AUGGAUAAAGUAUCAACACUAACAACAUUGACAACAAGGAGGCCAAAAUGGCAAUACCCUCCAGCCCAACCAACACCAAGAAUCCUCCAUUUACCUCGCAGGCCUCGCAGGAAACCACAAGUGCCAAAGGCCAAUGCCACAAGACAAAGUUCACAAAGAGACAAGAAAGGGAAGUUAGAGGCUUUGUUUGAUCAGGAAAGAGGGUUUGCAAGAGGGGUUAUGCCAAUUAUAAUGGUUAGUGGUAGCAGGGGGGAUCAGUGCUUUGAGGAGGAGAGGAGGGAGAGAGUCGAGGAGAGGGAAAGUGUGGUGAUGGAGGAGGAGAAGUGGAGGUUUCAAGCCGAGAUGUUGAGGGCGGAGUGUAAUUUGCUAAGGAUGGAGAGAGAGAUUGCUAUCAAGAAGAUGGAGAGAAGAAGGGUUCAAAUGGAGAGGAUUCUGAGAUCUGCAGUUCAAACUCUGCUUUCCGGGAGAAAAGGGAUUUGUGAUGGCAAGGAUGUGAGCAUGGUUUUGGAUGAAUUGAUUGAGAAGCUAGAGAAGUUGCAAAGAAGAUCAGGAGUUAAGGAUCUAGAGGGUCGAAAGUGUAGUAAUUUAGAUAGACAAGUAUCUCUUCUUCAAAGACGGCUAGAGAAGUUUGGAGGAGAAUCGGACGAGAUAUGUGUUAAGGAGAUCCAAGAGAUGGCAGAAGCAAGCUUGUCCAUCAAAACAAAUUGCAGUGUCCACGAGACUUUUGCUUCAAAUCGCGGUUGCAAUCAGAUGGAGAUACUGAGAAGGAAAAUGGAGGGAUUGUCGAAUGGAAGCUUGUUAGAGAGAAUGGAAGAUGAGUAUGGGUCGAUGCUCUCUACAGCCAACAGUUCUGCUGCCAAUUCUGCCUCCACUUCCAAGAGAACUGAAUUUUCCAAUAUGCCUUCAUCUUCAGCAAGACAACCAUGCAAGGAGACAAAGCCUGGGGAAGAGAAGAAAGCAUGCUCUGGGUGCUGCAAGGUUAUUGUGCGGAGAGUCAUAGAGCAAGUUCGGGCUGAGACAGAGCAAUGGUCACAGAUGCAAGAGAUGCUGGGGCAAGUCAGGAAUGAGAUGGAAGAGUUGCAGACUUCUAGAGAUUUUUGGGAAGACCGAGCACUUGACUCUGAUUGCCAAGUUCAAUCCCUGAAUUCUGCCGUGCAAGAAUGGAGACAGAAAGCCCUCUCUUCUGAAGCCAAGGAAAAUGAGCUACGAAAUCAGGUAGCAGUGCUUCAAGUAGAGCUGGAGAGGUUGAGGAAGGAAAGAGCUAGAGCAGCAUCGAGGUCUAAAAAUUUACCACCCGUUUCUUUGGAGGCUCUAAAUGAGACGGAGAAGCGAGUAUUGGUUUGUCGCUUGAAGGAAAACCGUAAUACUAAUGAUGAUUGUCGCAAGCAGAAGGAGUUCUUUAGUGAUGGCGGAAGAAAGCCACACGCCUGCACCAGUGGACAUAAUGCUACGAAACGCUCACCUUUUAGAGAUAUUGGAAAUUCAUCUCCAUUGGCGAGACAAAAUGGUAGAGCAGUUGUCCCUCUGCACUACCCUGUGCAGGAAAACUUUAACUUCUGA
Messenger RNA from Dovyalis caffra, 1560 nucleotides. NCBI's taxonomy places the organism in Eukaryota, Viridiplantae, Streptophyta, Magnoliopsida, Malpighiales, Salicaceae. The record is from the annotation of a GenBank genome assembly.